Messenger RNA from Syzygium oleosum, 872 nucleotides. RefSeq lists its product as uncharacterized. The record is from RefSeq and is a predicted model, not a curated record. The coding region runs from base 508 to 849 and encodes 113 amino acids. The transcript has 3 exons. NCBI's taxonomy places the organism in Eukaryota, Viridiplantae, Streptophyta, Magnoliopsida, Myrtales, Myrtaceae.
UGCAAGAGUCUUGUUGAAACGCAACCUUGACGGGCUGGAUUUUUUGGUAAUAUUGGAUAUCUGUUGUUGCACUUCCCUUGGGAGAUUAUCGGAUCUAUCGUGAUUGAAAACCCUGAACAGGUUGAAAAUCAACCGCUGCGAUUACAUUCAAAGCCUAGAGAUAUUCUCAUCCUGCAAAAGUGUGUGUAUUCAAGGUUGCAAGUUGUUAGCGAAAUUCCCAGAUGUGUCGAAAUUGGAAGAUUUAAGGAACUUGAUAGUGACAGCUCGUUGGAAAUUAUCAGACAUCUCAGGGCUCAAAGGAUCGAGCCACCUAUAAAGUAUAGAGAUUUGAUGAUGCUCGUCAAUUGUCGUACCAGACCGCGACAAACUAAUUGAGCCUUGAGGGCUUAGAGACUUGGAGCUUCCACAAGCUUACGACAUUUCCAGAUGCAAGUGGCUACAGCCAAUAUCUGAAUUGUCUUGAGCUUUCCUCAUAUAGAAUAUGAGCAGUUGUUACGUCGGGUAUUCAUGAGAUCACAUUCUGGUGAUAGUUCGAUAUUUGAGACUGAUCCCUGUCCCCUAAUAAGGCAAAAUCUUAGACUUGAUAAAAUCAUGAAUGAAGCUGGCAGUCCUGGUGAAUCAUCCGAAGCUUCUGGAGGCAAAGUGCAAAAACACAUAGGCAAAGUAGAGCGAUCAUGCUGCUGGACUUGUGGCGCUCUGGAUCCCCAAAAUUCGUUGGAUUGUUUCAAGUUAAUCAUCAGGAUGCCUGCAGAGGUUCUCUUAACAUUGCAAGCAUCUCUGGUAGACAAUCUUCUGGGGGAUCAUUUGAUUUUUGAGCAAAUUGAUGAUGAGGAAGCUGAGAUGGUUUAAAUUGGAAGGAUUUUGUCAGAGAA